AUGUCCUUGAGCCCAAAGCACUCAACACCUUUCUCAGUGACAGAUAUUUUAAGCCCGAUAGAGGAGACCUACAAAAAGUUUGCAGGCAUGGACAGUUCCGCGAACCUCGCUUCUCCUCUUGGCGCAUACCGGCAAACUCAGGUAUCUCAGCCGAGCAUGCAGCAACAUAGCAUGGGUCACAAUGCCGCGGUGGCCACUACCUAUCAUAUGCCACACGGCGUGUCUCAGUUCUCACACACUGCCAUGGGAGGAUAUUGCAACGGGAGCAUUGGCAACAUGGGAGACCUUCCAUCGUACCAAGAAACCAUGAGAAAUGGCGCAACCGCAACAGCUUGGUACGGCGCAAACCCAGAACCCCGCUAUCCAACAAUUUCUAGAUUUAUGGGAACCUCCACUGGAAUGAACAUGGGGACGUUAACAGGGAUGGAUGCCACUAAGUCCAUGGUAACUUUACACGCUGCGCCUCGAAGAAAGCGUCGUGUCCUCUUCUCACAGGCUCAGGUGUACGAGCUAGAGCGGAGGUUUAAGCAACAGAAAUAUCUCUCCGCACCCGAGAGGGAGCACUUGGCCAGCAUGAUCCAUCUUACUCCGACGCAGGUCAAGAUCUGGUUCCAGAAUCACAGGUACAAAAUGAAACGGCAAGCGAAGGACAAAGCUACACAACAGCUGCAACAGGACAACGGCAACUUAUGUCAGCAGCAGCAACAACAGUCGCCAAGGCGAGUGGCUGUCCCCGUACUAGUGAAGGACGGUAAGCCGUGUCAGAACGGCUCCAGCACGCCAACGUCUGGACAUCAACAGGCUCAGCAGCAAAACACGGUGAGCGCGUUAGCUUCAGCUCAAGACCUGGAGGAGAUGUCACCGAGCCCACCUAUCCUCCACAGCCAGAUGAACAGCCUGGCUCAGACGGACGCAGCGCUAAUUGAGUACACCAAUAAUAUGGUCAGCUCUAACCUGCUAUAUGGAAGAACUUGGUAG
Molecule: messenger RNA, 978 nt
Organism: Chanos chanos (milkfish)
Lineage: Eukaryota; Metazoa; Chordata; Actinopteri; Gonorynchiformes; Chanidae
Gene: nkx2.4b
Product: NK2 homeobox 4b
Exons: 3
Coding region: 1-978 (325 amino acids)
Biological process (GO): cell differentiation; regulation of transcription by RNA polymerase II
Cellular component (GO): nucleus
Molecular function (GO): RNA polymerase II cis-regulatory region sequence-specific DNA binding; DNA-binding transcription factor activity, RNA polymerase II-specific
Source: RefSeq, a predicted model, not a curated record